AUGACUUUCAGAAAUUUACACGAACAAUCUCCAGGGGAUGUCGCUCCCGAUGUACCCAGCUACACAAACCCAGACUCUCGUGCCGCCGCUAUCGUCGGCAUGUCUAUUAGUGCACCUGGCGGUGGUGACUAUGGUCUUGAUACAGAAGAAUUUUAUGCUUUCCUCCAAAACCGAGGAUCCGCCAUCAUCACCGUUCCUGCUGACCGCUGGAAUGCGGAAGCCUUUCAUGGCACAGGGCCGGGAAAGAUCUCCACCACCAAGGGGGGGUUUAUUCCCGACGUUAGAUACGCCGAUCUUCAAGAGUUCGGUAUUACUCCUGUCGAAGGCUCCAUCAAGCAUUCACAGCGUUGCAGCGCAGUGGAAUUGAUUAUCGUGCUACAAAAACUGGAGUUUAUGUUGGCUCCGGUGAGUAGUCUGCUCGUUGAUUUUCCCUACAAUAGUAUUGACCGUCCGAGUGAAGCAUCCGGCGAAGGAACUGUGUUUAACAUGGAUAUCGCGCAGGCAGGACCGUACUACAUGACUGGAACGUCCAGCUCGAUCACCGCGAACAGACUGAGCUACGUAUUUGAUCUGCUCGGGCCUUCCCUGCCCGUAGACACUGCGUGCUCGUCCUCGUUGGUAGCCAUGCAUCUCGCCAUUCAAGCUAUACGCAACGGCGAAUGCGACCAGGCUGUAGUAGCUGGUGUCAAUGUCAUUCGAAGUACAAUUGAAUACGCAGCGUUCAGCCAGUUAGGCGUGCUCAGUCCUGAUGGCAUAUCCAAGUCCUUUGAUGAAGAUGGCAAUGGCUAUGCACGCGGUGAUGUCGCCAGCGCAGUUGUUAUAAAGCGCCACGAUCUCGCUGUCAAGGAUCACAACCGCAUUCACGCGACGCUCGUUGGCACCGCCCUGACAUCAUGUGGAUCCAUUAUGGGAUCCCUCACAACUCCAAGUGCUGAAGCGCAGGCUUCGGCGAUCCAGCUCGCAUACCAAGAUGCUGGUCUCGAGCCUCAUCAAGCAGACUUCGUCGAGCUCCACGGAACGGGCACACUUGUUGGUGACUCAACAGAGGCGAAUAGUGCCGGCGCCGUUUUUGCCGCGGGGAGGGAUGCCAAGGAGAUUCUCAUCGGAUCGGUGAAGAGCAACGUUGGCCAUGGUGAGCUAGGCGCGUAUAUGACCUCCUUGGUGAAGGUCGCAAUGAUGUUGGAAAGGAAGCAAGUCCUGCCUAAUGGCUACUUCAAAAAGCCGUCGUCUCGAAUUGAUUUCGAAAAGUUUAAGCUACGUGUUCCCGUGUCUGUCGAGGAGUUUGUACCUGGAAAUUCCCAACUUGGUCGGAUCGCGUCUAUAUCUAGUUAUGGAUUUGGAGGUGCACUGUCAUUGAAGGGAUGUACUACUCUCAGCGAAAAAUAUAAGGAAGAGUGCGCUGAAGUCGACCCUCUCGCCUUGUGCGAGCACCUGGGAAAUCGUGCGCGCCAACUCCCGUGGAGGUCCUUCGCAAUCGCCGAAUCCAUCGAGGCAGCAACAUUCCCCGAACCGGUUCUCGCGCCCAAACGUCCUCAUCCUGUCGUCUUCUGUUUCUCGGGCCAGGGCCCUCAACACUGGAAGCAAGGCCGGGAGCUGUAUAGCACCUUCAAGGUGUUCCGCGAUAGUAUCAAUGAAUGUGACAAGGUGCAUGCCGAGUACACGGGGGAGUCUUUCAUCGAGACGACGGGUCUUUUCAAGACCGAUGCUCCCAAGGACUCUGGACUGGCCACGAGUUUGAUAUGGCCUUCCGAUAUUACCUCUAUUUCUCUCACCUUCUUCCAGAUUGCGCUCUUCGAUCUCUUAAUUUCUUUGAAUCUCAAGCCAGAUGUGAUUGUGGGGCACUCAGUUGGAGAGACAGCAGUCUUAUAUGCUUCAGGCGCAGUCCCCCACAGUAUGGCCGUCAAAAUAGCGAUCGCUCGUGGAAAGGCUCUUGCCAUGGUUGAUAACACGGGCGGCGGUAUGGUGGCUGUUUCUGGGUGUGACGCAGAGAAAGUACGCGAUCACGCGGAAAUGGCAGUUACACUCGCUGGGCUGGGUCUCGAAUCGGCGGAUGAGCCCCAGCUGUUCCUUGCGUCAUUCAACAGCCCUACAGAUGUAGGCGUAUCUGGUUCCGAGAAACAUCUAGAGGCAUUUGCAAGUUUCAUCGAGAGAUGGGUGGGCGAUGUUGUCGCUCGCAAACUUCGCAUCAAUACCGCUGUCCACUCUCCUUUCGUCGAUCCCUGCGAGUCGCAAUACCGCCGCGACCUGGCUGAUAUUUUCGCAGAGUAUCCAGGUCCCCAUAUACCCAAGAUUCGGACGAUGUCCACUGUCACUGCUGAGUUCAAAACAGACUCGUAUACACCCGAUUAUCUAUGGAACAAUCUCCGCCAACCCGUGCUUUUCUCUUCCGCGAUCCCUAAAAUACUUGAGAGUCUUGGGGAAUCAACCACAUUUGUUGAAAUUGCCCCCCAUCCAGUCUUGUCCCCAUACCUCAAGCAAAUGGGUGCCCCUAGUGCUCUCGCCGGCAGCAGGCGUCCACCAUCUGCUCGCCAUGUGAAACCUGGAUCGAGCGCUUUAGUUGAAGUCCGCACAUUGCUCGAAGUUGUAGGAUGUUUGCUGUUGGCUGGUGUCAACAAGAUCAACUUCUCGGAGCUUACUGGAUGUCCAGAAAUGAACAUCGAGGGCCCCUCAUAUCCAUUCCAGCGCAAGCUAUGGCGCUUCGGCAUGGAUGAACCAUCAUAUAUCUGUAACUUACUACCCGCUGAAAGGCCUUUGAAUUCGACCCGGCUACGCGUCAGCCCAAUUAUGCCUGAGCCAUGGAUGGGCCACCAUGUCAUUGAUCAUACCAAUCUUAUUCCCGCGGCUGCCUAUCUAGAGAUGGGCAUGGAGUUCCCCGGCGUUACUCAUCUAUACGACUGCCGUUUUGAGACUAUGUAUGUCCUGGACGAGUCAGGACCACCUGGAACAUUAGAGGUUUCCCGACAGGGGAACUCCUGGUGGGUGAAAUCAUCUUCUCAGAUGAGCAAUCUGCUGGGGGACAGUGACAAGCAGUGGACGAGGACUGGUCCUUCUUUCGAUACUCUCCACUCUUACGGCAAGUUGGGUUAUGGUCGUCCUGAAUUGCAGUCAGAUGCGAUCACACAAGUCGAUCUCGAGGAGGUACUGUCUCGCUGCCCCUACACGUUCGGUCACGACGCCCUCUACCAAGAAUUUGAUGGCCUGGCACAAUUUGGUCCUGAGUUCAGACGAAUUUCGAAAGCGUCGUGCAAUGAGAAGGAAGUUGUGGCAUAUAUCAAGGGUCACGUGGACGGCCUGAAUCGUACAGAUUUUGCUUUUCAUCCUGCUCUCUUAGAUGCUGUCUUUCAGGCGAGCCUUCCAUGGAACUUUAUUGGGGACAGGUUGCGUCUCGGCGGCCAGAAUGGCCAGCUACUGCUGCCACACUCUGUUCGCCGCAUAUUCCGCAACGACGGCAGUACCGCUCCACUGGUUUUGCCUGAUGAAUUUAUAACUUAUGCCGUCCUGCACGAGUGGUCGCCUCAGAAGCGGCUAAUGAGCUGUUACAUCUUAGCUGAAGAUCAGUCGGUCAUAUUUACCGUGGAAGGUCUUUGUUUUGCGCUGGUCCAACGUGACGAUAAGUGGCCAAGUGAGCACUUCAAGAUGUUCUGGCAACCUCGAGACUUGCCGCUGUCGCACCUAGAAGGCUCGGUUAUUCUUCCUGGUCCACCACCGCAUUCCGAUGCUUCAGAGUUACUGCACGUUCUGGAUCAACUCGCUAUACAGUUUACGAAGAAGACAAUAGGCGCUCUACCUCACGACUUUGCAUCAACUUUACCUGACCGCAAGCGCUACUUGGCUUGGGCAGAUGCGCUAGCUACUAAGUUUGAUGGGGACAAUGCUGAUGCGCCGGUAGUCCCUGUUCAUCUUCAAGAAAAGUACAAGUCAUUGUUCGAGCUCACUCGGAGGGUUGGUACCGGGCAAAAAGACAUUAUAGCUUCGUCAACUGCCGCCGUUGAGCUGCUUUUCAGUGACGACGUCAUGAGCAAGAUCUACGAACAUCCACCUUUCAUUGGCUCCAUAUUCGAUGAGACCACGUCGCGUUUCGUCGACCUCGUCACCAAUGCACUGAAUGCUGGAAAGCAGGUUGUCCGAGUCCUUGAGGUUGGAGCAGGAACCGGGAGGUUAACUGCACUGCUCGGGCGAGCUCUCUUGGAAGCUUCCCUGCCUGAAGGCUGCUACGUUGACUAUGUCUGCACUGAUGUCAGUAUUUCGCUCGCACACGAGGCCACAGCGAAGUCCCCUUGGCCGACGGUAGCCGCCAAAGCCUUUGAUCUGAACGUCGGUGUCAGCGAACAAGGCCUAGACCCCUGUAGUUUCGAUAUUGUGGUCGCUUUUGAUGUUCUGCAUGCUACUCCUGACAUUCACGAGACUUUGACGAAGCUGCGAUACCUUCUCUGUCCUGGUGGUCACAUUGCUAUCUUGGAAUUGGACGGUGGUUGUUUCGCUUCCAAUGAAACGGGCACAAUUUGGAUGGAUUUCAUCUUUGGGUCGUUCCAGGAGUGGUUCGGUGUUGUGGACCAUCGCGUUGGGUCGACGCACUGUACAUUGACUCCAUCGCAGUGGAAAGAUGCCCUAGCGGAGACCGGGUUUUCGGACACCCUUCUCUUCACUUCGGACGGUGGCGCGGUAUCCCACAUGGCCUUCAUCAGUCAAUGCUCUUUCUCGCUUCCAUCCAGUAUCUUAUCAUCGGCGACACCCAGUCUCGAUUCCAGCGAGCUCAGUUCCCCCCUCUCUAGCCCAUUAUCGUUAUGUUCUCCAACGCAGGACUACGACCAAGCGGCCGUAGCCUCACCUCCAUACUCGAACGAGGCUUUGGCCAUUUGUGAUCAGCAAUUCCAGGGCGAUGAAAAAGCAGAAGACAUUGUGCCGCUCUUCAGUUGGAGCAGGUCAGAUGACUCGGAAUCUGGUAGUACCCGUGCAGUGCUCCGACACUUCACCGCAGGAGGGGAAGUUGCACUUGUCGACUUCAUUUCAUCGUUGGAUUCAACAGAUCCACAGCUCUUUUGGCUUUACACCACUACGUCCCCGAGCGAUGCAGCCGCAGUUGGACUAGUGAGAACUCUCCGUCAGGAAUACCCAGCCUGGAAGAUUCAUCUCGUCUUGUUUCCCGACUCGUGGACAGUGGAAGCGCAAGAGGCUUAUGUACAUGCGCAGCUUCUACCGUUACCGUGGGUGGACUCGGAAGUGAUGAUCGAUCAGGACGGGAAGAUGCACGUGCCGCGUCUAGUGAAGGCCUCUCCCGCCUCUCGCCAGGAACUCCGGGGCUCUAAUCCUGUCCAAUUCCGAGGUUCCGAUGUUUGGCGAGCGUAUCCAGCGGAGAUUGGACCGACUGAUGCUGAAGUAUCUGUUCACUACAUUGGAUUGUCUCCGGCUAUGUCUGGGUGGACCGAGUUUGCUGGAGUGGUAACAGCCAUUGGCUCUGAUGUACUUGAAAAGGAUCUGGUCGGGCGAAGGGUAUACGGUGUUACCUCGUCUGACCCCGGGAGUACUAUUGUCUGCGAUCGCUCCAAGCUUGCAUUCGUUCCACAAGACAUGGAAACAGCACUAGCCGCUGCUUUGGUUGGAAGGCUUACGUUUUUAUCGCUGGUCGUGGUUGAUGCUAUCGGCGUCUCUUCGAAGAACGCCAAAAUCCUCCUUCACGCCGGCCACUGUUCACCGGCCGCGCUCGCGACGUACGCCUACUUGAAUACCAACUCCUUCGACGUUGUUGUCACUGUCAGUGAUGCGCCAUCAUCCACCCACACGUUCACGCAGUCCCCAUUGUCGUCCUCCAAGUCCUAUGCUUGGUCAUCUUGUGUCCGUGACUGGGCUCCACAAGGCAUAGAUAUCGUAUUCAAUUUUGACGAGGAUAUCGAUGUGGCGAAGCAGACGCUUUCCAUGCUUUCUCCCCGGGGCAGAUUUGUUCAGAUUGGAGGAGAGCUACCUGGCUCUCUUCCUGCCGGCCGCUGUUACGUCUCUAUCGAAGAGCAUGUCGUUCUAGAAGCUGGUAAUGACCUCGAUCGCAAAGGCGCAGUCUUUGAGGCCGCUCUUCUUGCUACCCUCACCCCAACCAUGGAUAUUUACAGCCUACCACAACUCAUGGCCGCCGGUGCCGAAGCGCGCAAUCCAACAUCAGACCGUGUCGCUGUGGUCGACCUGCAGGCGAUUUCCCCGGAGCUUCCCGUGUUGAAAGGCGGAAUGUUGAAAGGGACAGCUGUUUUCAAUCCUCGAGCAUCCUAUGUGAUUUUGGGUGGUAUCGGCGGACUGGGUGUCAACAUUGCUCGAUGUUUGGUGGAAAAUGGUGCUAGACACUUGAUUUUGACUUCGAGAUCUGGAGAGAAGGGGAUCGCAACUACGCAACUAGUAUCCGAGAGAAAGAUUAUCAAUUAUCUUCGAGGAAUACCUGGAGUAACGGUUGAUCUCCGGGCAGUAGACGUUCUCGACGCUGAGAAGACUAAGGACCUGUUUAUGAACCUGGAGCAUCCAGUCGCCGGGGUAUUCUAUUUAGCUGUCAGGCUCAACGACCAGAUCUUCUCGAAUUUGAAGACGGAGAAAGACUGGAAAACUGGCAAUUUACGACGUCAAGAUCAAGGGAGUCGAAAUUCUCCUGCAAACGGUCAAUCCGCAGUCACUGGACUUCCUUGUUCUCACGAGUUCCAUGGCGACUGCCAGGCAAACUAUUCGGCUGCCCAGACCUACAUGGAGACCAUGGCAGCAGCACUUCCCAAUACCGUUGCCAUCACAGUGCCCCCUAUCACCGAUGGAGGUAUAUUUGUUCGAAGUCUGCCUCCGGGUGACGCACGUAAUGCAGCCCUGGACAAGUACAAAUCCCUUGGAAUGUCCGGUUACCUUGUCGCGCAACACUGUGUGAAUGCUAUCUGGACGCUUAACUCCGAUGCCUAUAGUGCUGUCUAUAUUCCUCCUACUGACUGGAGUGAAAUCAUGCAGCUUGGCAUACCUGAAUACCACCUGUCGUCUCUUCGGCACUUGCUGAUCAAGCAAAACGUUCAGACUGCCAUAGCGGCUGAGGAGUGGUCCAUUCGGGCGGCGUGCGCAUCGGUGCUGGCCCUUAAUGUCAAUGAGAUCGCAGACAAUGUCCCACUUUCAAGUUAUGGUCUUGACUCGCUGACCUCAGUUCGAUUGAGUGGGAUUCUCAAGACCGACUUCAAUGUUUCCGUGACUCAGCUCCAGCUUCUCGGAAACAGUAUGACUGUCCAACGACUGAUGGGUUUGCAAGAGGAGACGAAAGCUGAUUCAUCUUCAGCAGUGGUAGGGACCACCAACAAGGAUUCGCUUGACGUACAGGGAGCCGAAGGUGUCCACCAUGCUGACAUGGACAAGACGAUCGUUCGGUUGAACAACGUCACCGACGGACAGCCUUUGUUCAUUGUACACGGCGCUGGCGGCGGCGUCCUUGUUAUGCUGAAGACUGCAGAAAUGAUGUCUUGUCCUGUUUAUGGUGUCCAGGACACUCCGGAGGCGCCCAUCACUGGAACCCUCGACAGACUUUGCAAGUUCUACCUGGAGAAGAUUCGAGAGAAGCAACCCAAAGGCCCCUACCGCCUCGGGGGUUUCUCAUUCGGCACUUAUGUUGCUCUUGUCAUCGCACAGCAGCUGCGGGAAGAAGGGGAGACCGUGGAGAUACUCGUGAUGAUUGAUGGGUCACCAGCGAUAUUUGUUAACUUUGCCAAGAAGAUCAACAUGAGCAAUAUGCGAGAUGAAAUCAUGGUCCUUAUCCGUGAUAUUGCCACUAGCGGGACGCUGGAUAAUGGCGAGGAGCUUACCGCUAUGUUCGAGGACCAUUUCAAGCAAAUUUCGCAGGGCGGCUCUAGUGGCAAAUUCGUGUCCCAGUUCGGUCGCGCAUACGUCUCACACGUCCUCAUGGCAGUCCGUGCUUGUAUAACAGCAGUACUAGAGGAGCGAGCCGGGAAGAUUGUUGACCCUGUAUGGCCUGCUGCGAAAACGGUCGUUAUCGCUGCGGAGGAUGGCAUUCGUCGUCAAUCCGCGUCGGAAGGUCUUUCUCCUGCUUUCGACGUAGACUUACGCGCCCCAGAUGCAGAGUUAUACACGCUGCCGGGAACGCACUUCGGUGUUCUCCACCCCCAGUCUGGACUCCCUCAGCUUCUCGAACAGGUGUUGAUGUUGCCAGUGUCGCAUUGA
Messenger RNA from Fibroporia radiculosa, 8175 nucleotides. RefSeq lists its product as uncharacterized. The transcript is spliced from 31 exons. Lineage: Eukaryota; Fungi; Basidiomycota; Agaricomycetes; Polyporales; Fibroporiaceae. Bases 1 to 8175 code for a protein of 2724 amino acids. Gene Ontology annotation, biological process: fatty acid biosynthetic process. The record is from RefSeq and is a predicted model, not a curated record. Gene Ontology annotation, molecular function: oxidoreductase activity; fatty acid synthase activity; 3-oxoacyl-[acyl-carrier-protein] synthase activity.